This is a messenger RNA of Striga asiatica, 942 nucleotides long. NCBI's taxonomy places the organism in Eukaryota, Viridiplantae, Streptophyta, Magnoliopsida, Lamiales, Orobanchaceae. The record is from the annotation of a GenBank genome assembly.
AUGGCCCCCAACACCCAAAUUCCCUCGAAGCAGAAGAAGCCAAGAGAACCCUCUUCUGAAGAAGAAGAAGAAGACACUGAGGAACAGCAAUCAGAUUCAGCCUCCUCCGGCGACGAACAAGUGAUGGCGAAAUCCAGAGGCGCCGAUCAGGAUAUCGGGUCGGAUUCCGAUUCGGAUCUGGGCGACUACAGGCUGCAGCCCGUCACAAAAACCCCCAAAUUCUCUUCCAAACGCGCCCGCGACGAGGACGAGAAGAAGGAGAAGACCGUGGAGGUGGCGAAAUCCCCCGGCGGGUGCAUUACCAGACUAUGGAGCGACGACGACGAGGUGACCCUGCUGAAAGGGAUGAUCGCGUUCAGGGAAGCCAGGGGGCGGGACCCGAGCUCCGAUAUGGCUGCCUUUCACGAUUACAUUAAGGGGAAUCUGAAGUUCGAGCCCUCGAGGGUGCAGCUGAGGAGCAAGGUCAACAGGUUGAAGAAGAGGUUCAUGAACGCCCUCAAGAAGAGCAACAAUGGCGAGGAUCCUAUCUUCUCGAAUCCCCACGAGUACAGUCUGUUUGACCUUUCCAAGAUAAUAUGGGGCCCCUCUGGAAGUAACAGCAUUCAAAUUGGCCAAAAUUUGGAUAAAAAUGUCCUCAAAGAGAAUGAAAAUGAUAAGGAGAAGGAGAAGACGGAGAUGGAAGUGUGGGGGGCUAAGAACCAUACCAAGGAUGCGAGGAAGAAGGAGAUGAUGAGGUGUUUCUUGAUGGGAACAGAGUUGAAAGGUUUUGACAAAAGGACUUUGGCAGCUGCAAAUCACAUGCUUGAGGGAGAAAUGGUGGAUGAAGAUAAAAAAAGGGCUUGGAAGGAGCUGAAGAUUGAAGAGAUGAAGGUCGUUUUCAGGCAUUCAAAGGUGAAAGCAAAACAGGCAAAGCUUCUUCAGCAGUUCAUCAUCAACUCCUAG